CACCGGCUGGAGAUCAGGGAGACGGAGUAACCGGUCAGUGGAUCAGAGUAACCGGGCCCCGGGGAUACAGAGUAACCGGGUAGAUUUAGGAUUCUGUUGCCGUUUACGUGGUGGAUGUGGAUAUAAGAGCAGGAAAAUAUUUUCAUCUCCAGCUGGGACGUCCUUCACUAAUGAAGAUGAAGUUGAGCUUACUGGGGAUUCAUCAGAACGCGCUCGCCUACUCCUUCACAACACUGGGGGCUGCGCUAAUGAACAACCUCUUUAGCUUCUACUACGUGAAGCUCUUUUUAAAUCGGUACAGAAUAUCGGAAAGGGACUUUCAGCAGGCACAGGUGGUCUUCAUGGUGUGGAAUGCCUUCAACGACCCCCUGUUUGGCUACUUACAGGACAACUCCAGCCUGCGAUGCUGUACCCAGCGCAGGCUCUCCAUCCUGUACGGUGCUCCCUUCUACGCCAUCGCCUUCCUGCUGCCCUGGUUCCCCUGGCGGGCCUACCCGGAGGGCGACUGGCUCUGCGGGAUCCACCUGGUCGUUGCCCUGUGCGCCUUUGACGGGAUGUUGACCUUCGUCCUGCUGGCGCAGUGCGCGCUCUUUGCCGAGAUCUCGACCAGGCACGAGAGCCGGUUGAUGCUCAUCAAGUACAACCAAGUGGCCUCGCUGGUCGGCUCCUCCGGUGUCCUGUUCUGCGGCCUUGUCUCCAGCAACAUGGAGAACUUCUUUAACUUUCAGCUCUUCAUGCUGUGUGUCGCGGGGCUGGCCUUCGCCUGCAUGCACUAUACCGGCCACCGCAGCGUCAGCCAGUACGAGCAAGGCGAAAAGUUGGCAAAGUGCAGAGCGGACAACGUGGAUGACCUCUCCUGGACCUCCGUCUUCUACCUGACCAAGCAGAUCAUCACCGAGAAGGAUUUCCUGCUCUUCAUUACCAUGAACUUCUUCCAGGUCUUCCACCUGGCCUUCAUGAACAACUUCAUGCUGAUCUUCGCCGACCACCUCAUCCCUCAGGACGUGCUCCCAGGCUUUGUGAAGAGCAUCAUGUAUGGCGCCGGCUUUAUCUGCCCGCAGCUCCUGAUUCUGAGUGGCCAGUCACUGCUGAAGAGGGUCGGUUAUUACAAAAUCAUCCUCGCCACCUUCUACCUGGAGCUGUUGAGCGCCGGCAUUAUGCUGCUUUUGGGACCAAGUCAUCACUAUCUGUUGUCAGUCUUCCUCGUAGGAAACAUGGUGAUGGUGUCAGCAAUGUUCAGUCUCUUCAACUUGCCCCUGGCUGACCUUAUCGAUGCCGACCUUCAGAAGCACAAACGCAGCUUCCCCCUGUCCUCCAUGGUGUUUGGAACCAAUGCUCUGUUUACGAAGCCAGCCCAGUCUCUAGCUCCGAUGCUGGUUGUGGCCCUGCUUAACCAGUUUGACUACGAGAAGCUGAAGGAUGAGUUUACACGAUCAGACCAAAGUGCUUUGGAGGACCUUCAUGGGGCCAUGUUUUGGCUCAUCUGCCUGGUUCCCAUGUGCAUUGCGGCUCUGCAGAUCCUGGCCUGGACCCCCUUUUCCAUCCGGGAUAGCCACACCGACGUUUCAAAGUACAUUGAUUCCUAAAGGCUGGCAGUGCUUAAUAUGAUGAAGGAAGACCUUGCAUCUCUGGAGCUGAAGCUUUGAUGUUGGGGACCAUUAUUGUAGUCGUGCUAGAACAGAAGAGGUGGUAUUAACUUUAACCUGCUUGUCUUUUUGCUCGUUCUUCAGACCUGGGCAUCACUCUUGGGGGUCUCAUUAAUACCGCCUGUUACCUUUGCGAACCAUCGCCUUUGAUGGUUUGAAAUCACUUCACAUGUUGUUUGGUGGGAAGGUCCGAGGGUUUGACCCAGUGGUAACGAUGGAGGAGUGAUAAGUGGCCCAGAUGGGGUGGAGUAAAGUCAGGAGGUGACUGGAGCUCUGCCCUGUGGGUUUGGGAGGUGUUGAUCCUGACUAGGCCGAUCGAUGAAGAAUGGUGGGGGUUGGAGAUGAGUGUAUUCCAUGUACGCUGCUUUUCCCUGGGGAGUACUCUGUGUACGGGAAGCUGAUUUUCCCUUCCGUCCAUUCUGACCGGCUCUGGAAGUGACCUCCGAAAGGGUGCAGUCCAAUAGAAGGAAACAUAAAUGUGAGGGGUGGGGUCUGUGUAGUCAUGCUGUCCACAGCUACUCCAUGGGCCCAACCCCUUCCCAAAGAGUCUAAAGGCCAGGGCAACAGUGCAGCCCUGACAGCCCAGUAACCUUCAUCCCAGUGCCCCAGACUCCUCAACCUGUCCCUGACCUUACUCGUGGUACUCGUGCAAUGGAGGCCAGGUAAAACCCUAAGAGGGCAGGUGUUUUAAUCGGUGGAUGGAUCUUGAAUGAGAAGUCAAGAGUUACAGCAGGAGGCUGGUCAUUUAUAACUGAAGUGUGUAGGAACUACUUUGCGGAGGGUGGUGAGUCUGGGGAAUUUUCUGCCUCAGAAAGUUGUGGAGCUGGAUCCCUAUGGGAAUAAAAGGGAGGGAAGAUACGAUGAAUCUUCUAGAAACGUACGAGGAAGAAGGAGAGGGUGGAUAAACUUAGGAUGUGCCCUCUGGAGUGUCGGAGACUGAGGGGGGGAAUCUGACGGAGGGAGACUUAAACAGUCAGAAAGUGCUCACCAGGGUAGAAAUGUCAAACUGCAGAUGUGCUUCUAAGGUUGAGGGUGAGGAGUCAAAGCUGAUAUGAGGGGCAGGGUUUUUUUUAUGCAGAGAAUGAUCAGGGCUACCAGGGGCAGUAGAGGAAACAGACGGUUCCUCUGAGCUUAAGAGGCUUUUAGAGGUUCAGAAGAAUGAGCCCAGGAAUGAAAGGGUUAACACAUGAGAAGUGUUUCAUGGGUCUGGGCCUGUGCUCACUGGACUUUAUUAGAAUGAAAGGGCCCGGGGGGGCGGGUGAUCUCAUUGAAACCUACCAAAUAUUGAAAGGCCUAGACAGAGUGGACAUGGAGGGGUGUUUUCUGUAACUGGGGGGGGGGGGGGUGUCUAGGACCAGAGGGCAGAGCCUCAGAAUUAAGGAACGUCCCUUUAGAAACAGAAGAGGAGGAUUUCUUAGCUGGAGGGUAGCAAAUCUAUGGAAUUCAUCGCCACAGAGGGCUGUGUGGGCCAAGUGUUUAAAGUGAAGAUUGAUAAAUUCUUGAUUAGUCAGGGUGUCAAAGGUUACGGGGAGAAGGUAGGAGAAUGGGGUUGAGAAGGAUAAUAAAUCAGCCAUUACUGAAUGGCAGAGCAGACUCGAUGGGCUGAAUGGCCGAAUUCUGCUCCUCUGACUUAUGAAUUGUCAGUUCUGGGGUAGUACCUGGCCUCCUGACAGGUGGGUCAGGUCUGCUUUUAAUUUCAUUUGUAGACUUCCACUCUUGGAGCCCAAUGAGAUCCAGCUCUAAACCGAACGAGACAGACUGGGGGUCCUAAUACAACAUCCAGAAAAAAGUAUUGAAAUUGGGUAUCUUCAAAGUUAUAAAAGUUUUAAGCUUCCAUCAUAGGGACAUAACUUUUACUAAGUUUCUCAUAAUGAAACCCUUUCUGUGGGCAAAGAUCAGUAACUUUCCCAUGUAUGGGGUGCCCAGGGAGGGGGUAGCACUUUGGUGAAGGGGCUGAUUGUGUCCAUUCUGGGGCAGCUCACUCAACUUUGGUCCUCACCGGACCCUCAGCUCUCAGCUGUAGCUCUGAGCCCCUGUUUGCAUGCCACGGCGGCCACGCUCCGGUACACCGCCUCGACAGUCGGGCUGAGCCAGGGGAGGGGAGCCAGCGGGCCUCAGACCCUGGUGUGAGCCAGGUCCAGCAGACUGGGCGGAUGAGAUCUACAGUGAGUUCGAACGGCCAGGAAGUUGGUUCUGCAAGGCUUCAUGGAGAGCUAAGGGGCAUGACGAGGCACAGACGACGUCACGGUCAUCUGCAACCGAGGAAAAGGCCAGUUUGUGACGACUACCUGCACCACUGGACCCGGGCUUCCGAGGUCAGGGGAGUGGAAUUGCCCCAGUGUAGUGGGUUUUCCAUCUUAAAACAAAACUCUCCUGCACGUUUCCUGCCACCAUCAGAUAUGCCAACCUCCACACAGCAAGUGUAACUCCUGACCACAGUGCUUUUGAUUGGGGCCUUUGGGGAAGACACUCAACUCUGUGAAGUAAUGCCUUCUCCGGUAUUUCAGACAGAAUGCCUGGGAUUAAACACACCCAUGUCUUAAAAAUAAACGGAUUUUUAGGUGCAAUUACAUUGCUUUGGUCUUGGUAUCUGGAUGUCUUUGCUUGCUAAAACUACAUUCUCCCCGCGACGGCUUGCGUUUCCUCCCACACUCGAAAGAGGCUGGACAAUUGUAGGAUGCUGUGUGGGUGUCCGUUUGGCCUCUAUAGCAUCAAUAGACAGCCCCUGCUGAGGAGAACAUCAUACCCGAGUGACCGCAGUACACACUACCACAUUGGCACUGGAAGCGUGGCCACACUUGUGGGCUGCCCCCAGCACAUCCUCAGACUGUCGGUUAUUGACACAAACGAUGCAUUCACUUGUGACAAAUAAAGCUUAUCUGUAGACAGAAACCUUAAAAUAAAAAGCCAAUUGAAAGUGUACACACGGAGACGGUAGAUAUUGGGAUAACGGCAGGAGCAGUACCAAGGUCUAACACUCCUU
This is a messenger RNA of Mobula hypostoma (lesser devil ray), 4629 nucleotides long. RefSeq names its product major facilitator superfamily domain containing 13a-like (gene mfsd13al). The coding region runs from base 171 to 1586 and encodes 471 amino acids. The transcript has 7 exons. NCBI's taxonomy places the organism in Eukaryota, Metazoa, Chordata, Chondrichthyes, Myliobatiformes, Myliobatidae. The record is from RefSeq and is a predicted model, not a curated record.